Molecule: messenger RNA, 5919 nt
Organism: Alligator sinensis (Chinese alligator)
Lineage: Eukaryota; Metazoa; Chordata; Crocodylia; Alligatoridae
Product: borealin-2-like
Exons: 9
Coding region: 25-747 (240 amino acids)
Biological process (GO): mitotic sister chromatid segregation
Cellular component (GO): chromosome passenger complex; spindle midzone; chromosome, centromeric region
Source: RefSeq, a predicted model, not a curated record
AAAGCCAAGGAAAAUAUUCAGGAAAUGAAGAAAGAACUUGAUUCACUGAUGGAAGCAGCUGAAAAAGCUUUUAAAGUGGAGCUACUGAAGAUUCCAGUUGCUAUCAGAAAAAUGAAGAGGAAAGACUUGCUUAAUCUGCAAGGGAAGGAGGAGCCUGCUGCUGCUGUGGUUGCUGUUGUAGGGAAUGAUUGCCUUGUAGAAGACUUGUCAAGGUCCAAAGUAGUGAGGACUGGCAGCAGAAAGGUAAAGGUAACUACAAUUGUUGAGUAUGAAGAUGAGAAGAAAGUGUCAACAAAGAUGCCCCAAAAGGCAUCUAAAACAAAAUCAUUGGUGACAGUUUCUGGCCUAAGCAGAAAACAAAACAACUCUCUUCCAAGGUCUAUGUGCUCUACUUCAAAUAUGAGGCAUGCUGUUAAGGCUCUUACUUCUGGUGCCACACCUAGAAACUACAGAACCAAUGCACGGGUUGCUAGAAGUUCUGGCCUACCACAGACGGCUCACUUGAGGACUGCACCGUCCAGUGGAAAAGUCCACGGCAUGUUGUUAAGAAGCAACUCAGUGCCUCGGAAAAAAGCUGUUCCAUUUGUUAACAUACCUCUGUCAGAUGGACAGACACUCUCAACCGCUGGUGAAGACCUCCGUAACAUUAAUGUGGAGUUACUUAAUGAUGAUACAGUUCAGCAUAUUCAUAAUCUAGUGAGCCAGUUGACUGUAUUAUGUGGGAAGGCAACAGUUAAGCCAAGUUAAGAGACUUCUGUGAAGAUUCCAUUGUCUUUUGAUUUGAAGGAAUAUUUAUAGUGACUAGCCUUUUGUCUAGUCUAAUGUUUAGAGAAUGUAUUUAACACUUUAAAUAAAGCUUUAUAUCAAAUAAAUGCUUUGGCCACAUUUAAUCCUAAAACUGCAGGAUCCUUAAAUGUUUCAAGCACAAACUAUUACUUUUUCCAACUCCUCUCAGAAAGGUUGGACUUUCUACCAUUUACUGUCAUCUAAAACAGGGUGAUCCCACUGUGGCAGCAGGCAAUCUACAAGUACUCAACUGGUGGCCUGUAGGCUCCCACCCCUUGUAUCCUGGGCUCCCUGCACUUUCCCCAUGGGUCUGGGUGUGCCAUUUGCCAUCACCACACCCCCCUACCUUCUCCCUCCUGCUUUGUUCCCUGGACAGCACUUUCUUCCUCCAUCUUCUGCUUCCUGGGGGAGAGGAGAACAAGGCAGCAGUGUGGCCUGUGCCUGCUUGAAAUUUGGACAGCCCUUAUCUAAACUGUUCCUUUACCAGUUUCUUCUCUCUAUACAGUUCACUGAGCAAAUUUGAUUAUAGAUGUUUACAAAUUAUGUAGGAAGAUAAUGGCAUAAAGCCAGAACCUGGAUGUUUUCUAACAGAUGUUCGAAAUACUGGCUGAUACAGUAACUGCCAGCUCCACAGUUAUGGGAAAUUGUUCUAUCAGUACUAAGCAUCAAUUCAAGAUGAUGUUAAAGUGGGCCUAACUUGCUCUUCUACACAGUAUUUUAGGCAAGCUUAAUUUUGUUACACCCCCCCACCCACUGCCCAGCCUGAAAAAUACAAACCAAUAAGAGGAGAAGCUAUGCAACUCCUUUCCAACUAUUCUUCUAGCCUUUAGUCAUGAGGCUAGUCCCAAUAAUAAUCCUUCUGAAAAAUAUUUGACAGCUGAUUUCAUCUUAAAUCAGGUCAGCAUUUUACUGGACUUCCUCAAAUUCAUAUAGGUGUGUGCUUUAAAUUCUUAAGAUGUCUAGACUUUUUGAAUUCCAGAUCUGUAUAAAGGUACUAGUAGCUCCUAUAUUCACCAGACCCCUAGAGUGAGUGAACUUGGCACUGGGUUUAUAACCAACAAGCUUUUGUCAAACAUUUGAAAGUCCUUUUUACAGUCUAAUGUAGAGUAAUACCUAGAACUACUGAUGUUGUAAAAACAUCCCUACAGCAGAAGUAGCUUUUCAUGUCAGAACAACUACGUGAACCUGAAGCCACUGAAUAACCUGUAGCAAACAAUUAUGUUUUUUAACACGGUUACACUUUUGCAUUUUUACUAAGUGCUUCUGGUGGCUUCAUUACAAUUCCCCUAAAGCAGUGGUUCCCAACCCUGGGUUGUAACCCAAAUGAGGGUCACAGGGGCACUGCCAGCAGUGCUGCACAGAAAAGACAAGCUAUGCCAGGAGGUCCCCUGGGCUGCUGCUGCUGCCAGCGCACGUUGCUCCCAGCAGCAGGGCGUUGUGGGGGGGAAUUUGGGAACCACUGCCUUAAAGCUUACACUUCUGUUCUCUAGGUCCUCUGGAGUAAUGUACUUGAAAGACUCAUGGUUUGUUUGUUUGUUUGUUUUAAACUAGAAAUAGACAUAAGUAAAAUAAGUGGGGUAAGGCAACAGGGCAAGCCUCAGCUGCUGUGUCGCUGCAGUAGAAAACUUCUUGCAAGUAGGUUUCUUUCUGUGUAUGCUGCUUGUGGAAAUGAAUACUUUUUGAGUGGAAAAGGGUAGAGAGAGGAAAAAAUUGUCUCUAGUUUUUUGUGCAGUAUAGAACUUUUUAACCUAACAUCAUAGCAACAAAAUUUAAAACAAGUAAAUUCCCCAUGCUUUUAAGUACUGUAACUGCAGUUGGUGUUUCUGGCACUUCAUUUUUUCAGCAACUCCUUCAUUAGAAUCUCACUAAUAGAGGAAGAAACAUUGUCUCAUUUGAAGCAUUCAACUAUGCAUGGGCUAAUUUUCCCCUUGUGAUUUCCUUAAACUCUACAUUUGGAAUGAUAAAGAGGAAACAAGGUAAAUGUGUGUGUGUGCGCCUGUGUCAAAUGCUAACUUUCUAUCAUUACUAAUAAAGGUAGAAAACUGAAUCAUGCCUUCCUGUUUUAAGUUGAAUUUGAGUUGACAUGGCUUUGGGUAUGUGUAAGGAGUAGUCAUUUUAUUUUGUACCUUGCUGUUUCUCAGAGUAGAAGUCUACAAGACCCCAAAUCUAGGCCAAGACUUCUUUUAUGCAUCAACCACAGUCUAACCUCUAAAGUUAGUGCCCUAAUCUCACAUGUAAAAUGUCAUUGCUGGUGCAAUAUAGGUCUAAGCCCUAACAACUAUCAGUCUGAUACUGCAGUAUCAAUACACAUAGCCUGGGAGUAGACAGUUGUAGUUCAAGUAGAUCAGUACCACUCAACUUCUUUCCCCUGCAGUGUGGUGGUUCAGUCCAGUCUUGUAAAUGGAGAUAAUUGUCUGACUUUCCUUCACUAAAUAAUCCAACCACACACUUUCACUUGGAAAAAGUAGGUACAGACUACUUUGGCUUGAUAUCUUUUUUUUUUAAUCAAACUUUAUAGCCAAGCUUUGAAAUUGUAAUGCCAAUUGUUGUCUGAGUUGUGUUGAUUGUACAAGGCAGAUAAAAAUAUAGUUAACAUAUGUUGACACUAUCUAUAAAUAUAUAUUUAUAUCAACCUAGUGAAUUCUAGGUAGAAGGUGCUGCUCUGCCACAUUUCUUUUGUCUUGAGUAGAGUACGAGGGGACAGAUUUAAUAAUUUGAACUUUAAAACAAGUUAUUUAAAAGAAAAAUAUUUAGAUGGUACCAAAACCUGGAGCUGCCUUAUGUAUUUGGCUCAAUUGCUUUGUACUUCUGCAUUUAGGCUACGAUUCUUUUAACUGAAGCCUGAGUAGGAUCUAGAAAAUAGUCCUAAAUCCUUGGUGUAAGCACACUCAAAAUAUAUCUACAAUAGCAUUUCCCAACCUUUUCCAGCCCAAGGCACAUAUUACAUUAAUAAAAUUUUUCUAUGGCACACCUGUUAAGGCCUUCCCCAUCCUCAUACCUGUUGUAGCUCAUUGUCAUGGCAAAAUUCCACAGCACACCUGCUCACUUCUGACAGCACACUUCUGUGCUAUGGCACAGUGGCUGGGAAACACUGACCUACAGCAUACAUCAAAAGGAUUAGGCUUCUACCUCAUAUACAGUUGUGACUACCUCUGAUUUCUGUUAAAAAGAAAAUACAGGGGGUGUGUUUUUUUUUUUUUUUUUUUCUUUUAUUAUGAAGGACUGACCUAGCCCCUAAGAACUGGAAGACUUGGAUUCGAUUCACUCUGCAACUUGAAGGGCAGGAGUAGUGUUCAAAUCUGUAUCUUGUUCCAGGAGUAGACUUUCCCAACAGCUCAGAUGAUUUCCCAUAUGCUUGCUUGAAAUUAUAGUUGUAGCAAAGAAAGCAAGUUAGAUCUGUUCUGCAGAAACCAAUAAUUCUUAACCUCUUUAGGCUCAAUGCACCCCUGAGGACAGAGGUAGGCAAAAUGCAGCCCACCAGGCUAUUCUAUCUGGCUCAUGGGGCCCCUAAAUAUUAAUUUUCUAAAUUUUUUAUCUGCCCCUAACUGCCUAUCAUACAGCCCUCAAUGGCUUGCAAAAACUCAGUAAACGGCCCUCCACCCAAAAUAAUUGCCCACCUCUGCCUUAAGACAUGCCAGCCCCUAGUUUUCACUUGUUUUUUUUUUUACUAUGGCAAAGUAGCAGAAUAGCUGUUCUGCUGCAAUAAUUUUUAACACUACAGAUUCCUGUUUGAAACUGUGGGCUCACUUUGUGAAUGACUUUUUCAUACUUAACAGUGUUGAUAUUGAAUGGCAUAUUACAGCACCCUUGCAAGGCCCGGAAGAAGGCUGGUUGACAAUCAUUGGUUCAAGUACUGCUUCAAAGGUUGGUAGCGUUAUAAGUUAGGUUUGUUACCUUCAUUAUUGUAGUUCUGAUAUAUUACCAGAUAUGUACAUUUAAUAAAACAGAGUUGGGGUUUCUCUUUUAGUUAGUACUCAAGAUCUGCUUUAUUCUUCCCCUUUGAUUGUUUUUUAAACUGCUCUCAAACUCAAUUAAAUAUUUUACCAUAGUUAUACACCACAAUAUUCCUUGCUUUAUUUAAACUAGUUUCUUCUAUUCACCAACAGUCUUAAUUUUGAGAUUACGAAUUUAUAUGACUAGUAGUUAGGAGAGGCUGGAGGGAAGGUAAGUUACCUACAGACAACACCUCCCCAUAGUGUUAGGAGUAUCUCCACACAAGUGGAGGCUAUCUUUUCCAGACAAAUAGUAACAUUUGCCAUCGCAGAUUACAAGCCCUUCUUUCUAGUUAGCCCACAUAAGAUUGCUAAAAUGAAAGCACCAAGAUCAUCUACAGCACUAGAAGGGGGAAGAUAGGAACUACAAGUUAGUGAUUCCACAAUAAAUAUAAGCAAAGUAUAAGGAUUCUGUGCAGUUAACAGCCAAAACUGAAUUGUAGAAAUCCUUAGUUUUAACUUUGACAAGCUUAAAAGGAAGUACAUAUCCAAAAUAGUCCACAGCCUUGUUUUUUCCUUUCACCUAUUGGAAGACAUUCUACAAGAGCAUGAAUUAGGAAGCAAGUGUUUGAGAGAAUUAAAUUCAGAGCUGUUUAUAAAUCAUGCUUUUCUCAUCUUAAGAGAAUCACUUAAGAAUUAAAAAGUGACAUGAACAACAAGAAAGUUGUCUUAACUUAUUCUGAUGUCUGAAGCUGUCCUUUUCUGAAUUGCUUAGUUAUGCUAUCCACAUAAGCUAUGAAUUUGUCAUUUUUUCAGCAGCCUCUUCAAAGGUUGGAACAGACUCUCAAGUAGGACUUUAACACUGGGGAAAUAAAUGCAACUUCAUUUUGCUUCUUAAUUCUAUAAAUGGAAGUUGGAAUGAGAAAUUCUCUAUGAGGGUAAAAAAUUUACUUAAAUCAAGCUAUUGGUACUUGACAUUGUUGGGAAGGGGAAAAAGAUAUCAGUAAGUCCUUUCACUUUAGUGAAUAAAUGAAAGUGGAUAUAAUAACUAGAAGGUACAGUAAAAAAUGUGAAACAAAACAUUUUUAGGCAGUUAUUGGAAAAAAGCUUAAAAUAAGGAAUAAUUCUACUUCAACUACACUUUCUGGACUCAGUACUGUUAGCAAAAGAAUCUACACUUAUGGGAAAAAGUGAAGGAAUA